AUGGUCGCCAGCGAGAAGGAAGAGGGCGCACGCACUGCCCCAGCAGCAUUUGCUCAUUCUACCCCCCCGCAAAGCACAGAAAAGUCACAAAAUCGGUCUUCGUCACCUGACAGCCCCGUGGUGUUGGCCAACCAGGUGGACCUGGGCCUGGUAGGGGCUGGGCGUCGCUUCCCCACGGAUGACUUCACCGCCCGGCAGCUGACAUUCGAGGCGGAGGAGCCUCUCCUCCAGGACAAUGAUGAGCGCUUCUGCCUGCUCCCCGUCAAGCACACCGACAUCUACGAGUUCUACAAGCAGGCCCAAGCCAGCUACUGGACUGUGGAGGAGGUGGACCUAUCCGCCGACAUGCGGGAUUGGGUGCGACUGACCGACGACGAGCGCCACUUCAUCUCCUACAUUCUCGCCUUCUUUGCGGCCUCCGACGGUAUCGUGCUCGAGAACCUAUCUGCACGCUUCAUGCAAGAGGUGCAGAUCCCUGAGGCCCGUGCAUUCUACGCAUUCCAGGCCGCCAUCGAGAAUGUGCACAGCGAGAUGUAUGGCCUGCUGCUGGAGUCGUACAUCCUGGACCCUGUCGAGCGAGACGGCCUCUUCCGUGCCAUCCAGACCAUCCCCUGCGUCAGGAAAAAGGCGGAGUGGGCCCUCAGGUGGAUCGGCAGCGGGUCCAGCUUCGCGCAGCGGCUGGUGGCCUUUGCCUGCGUGGAGGGCAUCCUCUUCUCCGGCUCCUUUUGUGCCAUCUACUGGCUCAAGAAGCGGCACCUCAUGCCCGGCCUCACCUUCUCAAACGAGCUCAUCUCCCGUGAUGAGGGCCUGCACACCGACUUUGCCUGCCUCCUGUACCGCCGCCUGAGGCACCCCCUGGACCAAACCCUCGUGCACGCCAUCGUGGCCGAGGCAGUGACGCUCGAGCGCGGUUUUCUCUGCGACGCGCUGUCUGUGGCGCUGGUGGGGAUGAACGCGGAGGCCAUGGGCCAGUACAUCGAGUUUGUGGCGGACCGCCUGCUUGUCGCCCUGGGCUGUGACAAGCUCUACGGCUCAGUCAACCCCUUUGACUUCAUGGACCAGAUAUCCCUGCAGGGCAAGACCAACUUCUUCGAGCGGCGGGUCGGGGAGUACCAGCGGGCAGGGGUGAUGCGGAGCGCGGCCGUGGCCAACGGCGAGGUACGCGGCGAGCAGCAUGUCUUCACCACGGACGCCGAUUUCUGA
This is a messenger RNA of Auxenochlorella protothecoides, 1203 nucleotides long. Its product is annotated as Putative ribonucleoside-diphosphate reductase small chain B. Lineage: Eukaryota; Viridiplantae; Chlorophyta; Trebouxiophyceae; Chlorellales; Chlorellaceae. The transcript has 6 exons. Gene Ontology annotation, molecular function: oxidoreductase activity. Bases 1 to 1203 code for a protein of 400 amino acids. Gene Ontology annotation, biological process: deoxyribonucleotide biosynthetic process. The record is from RefSeq and is a predicted model, not a curated record.